AUGAGCAAAGAGCAAGACUACAAGUCGUCGAAGCAAACAGGAGAAGGCGAAGAGUCUCACCAGCACCAGGCCGGUUCUCGGACCGAUCGCGACAUCGAUGAGUGGAAGCAUCGCGAACCCUACGCUGUCCACGACGUCGAGAAAAAUGAGAAGUUCGACGUCAAGUGGGAGGGCGCGUGCCAUUGUGGAAAAGUCACAUAUCAGCUGAGCAGGGAGAGGCCGUUGGCGGCGAAGUACUGCCAUUGCACGACUUGUCAGAGAUUACAUGGUGCACCGUUCCAGUGGGCCGCCAUCUUCCACAAAUCCGACAUCAACUUCACCAAUGGCCACCACGAACUAGGCUGGUACGACCCCACCUCUAAAUCGACCACCCACCACCUCCCCUGCAAGGUUUCGUGUGCAUACUGCCGGUCCCCAAUCAUGGACGAAGGCCGCAACAUGAUCCUGCUUUUCCCACCACUGAUCAAGAAGAUCAACACUCCCGAAGGCCGUGAAGCCUUCCGACCCACCUGCCAUAUGUUCUAUCCUCAGCGCGUUGCAGAGGGGUUCAAGGGUGAUGGUCUUGUGAAGUGGAAGGGAUUGGACAAUAUGAGCGACUUGCUUGACGAUGACGAGAAUGUAUUGGUGCAGUGGGAGGAUGGGCUUGACGAGAAGAAGAUGGACGAGAAGAAGAGAGAGUUCUUGGAGUUCACGCAGAAGGAGGGCGAGGUGAAGCGAGUCAAGAAGAGCGAUUGA
Cladophialophora yegresii CBS 114405 is the source of this 735-nucleotide messenger RNA. RefSeq lists its product as uncharacterized. The record is from RefSeq and is a predicted model, not a curated record. Gene Ontology annotation, molecular function: carbon-sulfur lyase activity. The coding region runs from base 1 to 735 and encodes 244 amino acids. The transcript has 2 exons. NCBI's taxonomy places the organism in Eukaryota, Fungi, Ascomycota, Eurotiomycetes, Chaetothyriales, Herpotrichiellaceae.